This is a messenger RNA of Nothobranchius furzeri (turquoise killifish), 1277 nucleotides long. RefSeq names its product solute carrier family 25 member 5 (gene slc25a5). Gene Ontology annotation, molecular function: ATP:ADP antiporter activity. NCBI's taxonomy places the organism in Eukaryota, Metazoa, Chordata, Actinopteri, Cyprinodontiformes, Nothobranchiidae. The record is from RefSeq and is a predicted model, not a curated record. Gene Ontology annotation, cellular component: mitochondrial inner membrane. Gene Ontology annotation, biological process: mitochondrial ADP transmembrane transport; mitochondrial ATP transmembrane transport; negative regulation of mitochondrial outer membrane permeabilization involved in apoptotic signaling pathway.
UCCAAGUUCGCGUUUUUUCUCGCGCUCAGCCUCCUUAAAAUCCCUUCCUCUCACCCUCGGCUUCGGCCAUUUCCACUCCACCUGCAAACCCCACCGAGUGAGCCGUGGGAAGACGACUGAUAACACCCGAAGAUGAGCGAGCAGGCCAUCUCCUUCGCCAAGGACUUCCUGGCUGGCGGCAUCGCCGCUGCCAUCUCUAAAACCGCCGUAGCCCCCAUCGAGAGAGUCAAACUUCUCCUUCAGGUGCAACAUGCCAGCAAGCAGAUUACCGCUGACAAGCAGUACAAGGGCAUCAUCGACUGUGUCGUCCGUAUCCCAAAAGAGCAGGGCUUCGUUUCUUUCUGGAGAGGAAAUCUGGCCAACGUUAUCAGAUACUUCCCCACUCAGGCCCUUAACUUCGCCUUCAAGGACAAGUACAAGAAGGUUUUCCUGGAUGGUGUGGACAAGCGCACACAGUUCUGGAGAUACUUUGCAGGUAACUUGGCAUCAGGCGGCGCAGCUGGAGCCACAUCGCUCUGCUUCGUCUACCCCCUUGACUUUGCCAGAACACGUCUCGCUGCUGACGUGGGCAAAGCUGGAGCAGAACGAGAGUUUAGUGGCCUGGGAGAUUGUUUGGUGAAGAUCUUCAGGUCGGAUGGCCUCCGGGGUCUGUACCAGGGCUUUAAUGUUUCAGUGCAGGGCAUCAUCAUCUAUAGAGCUGCUUACUUUGGCAUCUACGACACAGCAAAGGGCAUGCUUCCAGACCCCAAGAACACACACAUUGUGGUCAGCUGGAUGAUUGCUCAGACCGUGACCGCCGUCGCCGGUCUUACUUCCUACCCCUUCGAUACAGUCCGUCGUCGUAUGAUGAUGCAGUCCGGACGCAAAGGAGCUGACAUCAUGUACUCUGGCACCCUCGACUGCUGGAGGAAGAUCGCACGUGACGAAGGAAGCAAGGCCUUCUUUAAAGGAGCGUGGUCCAACGUGCUCAGAGGCAUGGGCGGUGCCUUCGUGCUCGUCUUGUACGAUGAGCUUAAGAAAGUCAUUUAAAUUAUCUGUUCACUGUUCAUGUUGUGAAGUUUAACUGUAACAUAUCUUGUACAUUUGGAUGGACUUAAAUACAGAGUUAUGUUUAUAGGGACCAACUAGUACUUUCUACUAGUUGUACCAAGGGAAAUAUGUUAUGCACUAAUUUCUUGGCCCAUGGUUUUCUUCUUUCUGCCUCUCACAACAACCUCAUUCCCUAACCACAAGAACUUUGCCAGAAUAAGAGAAAUAAAGGCAACCUACUGAGUGAA